Messenger RNA from Oryzias melastigma (Indian medaka), 1511 nucleotides. RefSeq names its product prolyl-tRNA synthetase 2, mitochondrial (gene pars2). The record is from RefSeq and is a predicted model, not a curated record. Gene Ontology annotation, biological process: prolyl-tRNA aminoacylation. The transcript is spliced from 3 exons. Bases 53 to 1492 code for a protein of 479 amino acids. Gene Ontology annotation, molecular function: ATP binding; proline-tRNA ligase activity. Lineage: Eukaryota; Metazoa; Chordata; Actinopteri; Beloniformes; Adrianichthyidae. Gene Ontology annotation, cellular component: mitochondrion; cytoplasm.
ACUUAAAAUGAUCUGCUUAACAGGAGUGCUAAUUUGACGUCCUGAGUGUACGAUGAAUCCAGUUUGGAAAAGGGUGUUUCAUCGUCUCCACAGAGCCCCUCUUAUUUCCAAGAGGCAUCAAUCGGGUUGUGCUGAGCACACAUCCUCCUCUGCUUCUACGAGGUCAACAUCCAGUAAACCGAGGCUACUGGUUUCUCGUCUGUACCAGCCUGCGAGCCUUCGGGAUGUGGGCCAAGACAGCCGCUUGGCUGGAGAGAUGACGUGUAAGAGCCAGAGGCUCAUGCAGCAGGCCGGCCUCAUCCAUCCAUUCAACCCGGGGUGUUACUUCUACCUUCCUGCCACUGUCAGAUCAAUGGAGAAGCUGGUGAGAGUAAUUGACCAGGAGAUGCAGGGGAUUGGAGGCCAGAAGCUGGACAUGCCCAGUCUGUGCUCAGCAGAUCUUUGGAGAACUAGUGAACGUUGGGAUCUGAUGGGAAAGGAGCUACUCCGUCUAAAAGACCGGCAUGGUGCAGACUACUGCCUCGGUCCCACACAUGAGGAGGCCGUGACAACUCUUGUUGCUCAUCAGGCGACACUCUCAUACAGACAGCUACCUCUACUACUGUACCAAAUCACCCGCAAGUUCAGGGAUGAGCCAAAACCAAAGUUUGGUCUGCUCAGAGGCAGAGAGUUUUACAUGAAAGACAUGUAUUCAUUCGACGUGAGUGAAGAGGCUGCUCGUCAGACGUAUGAAACUGUGUGUCAGGCGUACAUCCAGCUCUUCACACGUUUGGGCCUGCGCUGCGUUCAAGUGCAGGCGGACACAGGAAACAUUGGCGGCACACUUUCCCACGAGUUCCAGCUACCAACAGACGUAGGAGAGGAUCGACUUCUACUCUGUGAGAACUGCUCCUUUUCAGCCAAUGUGGAGACCUUGUCAUCAAGCACAACCAACUGUCCACAGUGCAAAACUGGAGCUCUGGUAGAGUCGAAGGGAAUAGAAGUUGGCCACACGUUUUAUCUGGGUAAGAAGUACUCCAGUGUAUUCAAAGCCACCUUCAGCAACCCCCAAAACAAACCCGUGGUCACUGAAAUGGGCUGCUAUGGCCUUGGAGUGAGCCGCAUUCUCGCCGCAGCCAUCGAGGUGCUGUCCACAGAUGAGGGAAUCCGCUGGCCCGGUCUCAUUGCCCCUUAUCAGGUCUGUGUUUUACCCCCCAAGAAGGGCAGUAAGGUCGAAGAGGCAGCAGUCUUAGCAGAAGAACUGGUGGACUGUUUGGGGGAAGUCCUUCCUCGCUUGAGGGGUGAGAUUGUUCUUGACGACCGCACUCAGAUGACCAUUGGAAAGAGGUUGAAGGACGCCAGCAGACUGGGCUACCCAUAUGUGAUUGUGGUGGGGGAAGCAGCUCUACAGAAACCCCCCACCUUUGAGGUGAUCUGUCAGCAGACGGGUGAGACACUAUUUCUGAGUAAAGACGGACUCCUGGAUCUGCUUGGAAAAGUAGAAACUGUAUAAUAAACAACUUUUGAUGCAA